AUGAUGAGAGUAUUUCAUAAUUUAAAGAAGUUGCGACAAAUGGUACAUAUAUCAUAACAUGCACUUAACCAUAAUUUAAAAUAUUAGUCAUAAAUAAAGAUCAUCCCUCAAUCACUUAAGUAAACAGUAUAACGCUAGAGAAAGGUUCUCACAUAUCUUUCGAUAUAUAUUUCCAAGGUAUAUGGUAGAAUGAGUAAAUAAUUUUUUUAAUUCGGAAAUGAAGUAUUUACAUUUUCUCAUCAAUCAACUUUAUAGUUGGAUAACUUGGUAUUGUUUUGCGAUUCAUACUAUGCAGAAAUUAGAACUUAUAAUGUAACUCUAGAAAAUUCGCAAACCAGCCAAAUGUAGUUUAAUAUUUCACAUUAAGGAAAUGCAUAGAUUUCAUUAAAGAAUAUUUUAAUAUCAAAAAGUUAAUGCCAUUAUUUAUGUGCUAGUUGUUUUGGCCCUGAAUUUAAUUAAUGUAUUAAAUGUUUUGAUGGAACUUCUUAAAAUGGGGUUUGUAAUCAGUGUCCUUAAAAUAUGGUUUUAAUACCUAAAGUUGGAUGCAGAGAUGCGUGUGAUUAUCUUUACCCAUUUUACUCUAACAAUUAAUGCCAAUACUACCCAAGUAUAUUUUUAUUUUAUUAAAAAGGCUUGGUACUACUUUUUGCUGAUUAUCAUUUUCUCUCUGAAAGGCCUAAGAUGUAAAUUCUUUAAGAUUUCAAAAACACUGAUCAACAACCUAUCUUUUUUAGUUAUGAGUGAAGAGGGA
Molecule: messenger RNA, 751 nt
Organism: Paramecium sonneborni
Lineage: Eukaryota; Ciliophora; Oligohymenophorea; Peniculida; Parameciidae
Source: the annotation of a GenBank genome assembly